AUGUUAGAAAGUCCAAAAUCCAGCAAGACCUCUGCACUAAGUGCCAAAGGCUCAGUAAAGAAACUUAAAGGAGAAACCAAAGCUAAAGGAUCAGCCAAAGGCAAGCGAAAACAGCUUGGUAAAAAAGAUGAGGAAGAGGACAUAUCUAUGGCUAGCAUAGGCCACCCAGAGAUCUUUCCAUUAGUUUUCACUGAAAAGACACAGGAAAUUUUAAAUUGUCGAAUUAAUGAAGAUAUCACAGAAGAAAAACCUUACAAACUUCUGAAAAAAGAGGACAUAAUUCAGGAUAUGAAGACAAGAGCUGCAGUCUCCGAUUUCCACCCAGUCAAAAAAAUAGUCCUAGAAUAUCCAGGGGAAGAACUUCUGAUAGUUUUAGAUACAGAGUUCAAAUAUGGACAGAACUUUUAUCUUGUUGCAACCGAAGAGGCCAAGGAAAGCUUUUUAAAUCCUCCAGAGGCAGUGGAAGAAGAAGGAGAGACUAAAGAAGGAACGACAGAGGAAUACGUUUAUAAGCCUCCUGUCCGCAAACCUUGGGUCUCCCUUGGCAGUGAAAAGGAAAUUGAAGAAGAAUCAGUUAAUGAAUCUCUUAGAAAGAUUAAAUAUAUGAUUUCUCGAGUGCGCAGAGAGUUUGGUUCAAAGGUCAAAUUUACUGAUAGAAAUGCUUCAAGUGUGAAAGAUGGCUACAUUGAAUGUACAUCCUAUCAGGAUAAAAAUUUCAGCAUUAUGAAACUUGAAAAAGAUGUUGGUGCACAAGUCGUUCCAAAAGUAAGGGAAAUGAGUACUCAAACAAAGUGGACCUAUCCAAGAAAUGCAGCCACACAGUACUUUCCUAGAGAGUUCUCAGGUGAAGAAAAAGAGCUGUGUUUGUCAUCUGAGGAUCUGAAAGAAUUUAUUAUCUCAGUGUUUUUAAGAGUGGAAAUAGCAUUGCAGCAAAAUGAAAUUAUGAAUGCCUUUUUUGAUGACUGGAAAGCAUUAGCAGAAGAUGAAAGUGCCUUUGGUGGCAAGUCAGAUGCUUACCUUAAGGAAUACCAAUCGUUUACAGACCUGCACUAUCUGAAGCAUAGAACAGUUAGCUGUGUUUGCUGGCACCCAACCAUUUAUGGGAUUAUAGCAGUGUCAGUAACAGAGCGGCUUUCUUAUGAAGAACGCAUUACCCAAUCUGGUAAACUGUUGUUGCAGAAGUCACCAAUUCUUUUUUGGAGUUUCUCUGACCCUAUUCACCCUCAGUUAAUGCUGGAGUGCCCUGAAGACAUCUACUGCUUUGAAUUCUGUCCAUCUGAUCCCAAUAUCAUUGCUGGAGGCUGCAUGAAUGGACAGGUUGUACUGUGGGACAUUUCUGAGUAUGAAGAAAAGCUGCAGAAUGCUAAAACUGGUGCUGGUGGAAGCAAGAACACUGCUGUUAAUAUGCCAACGUUUAUACAAGCACAACAAAGUGGUAAGGAACCACAUUUUGUGAGAUAUUGUGCAGUCUCUUCUAUAGAAUUUGGCCAUAAAACAGUAAUAACAGAUAUACACUGGCUGCCAGACUAUUUUGAGGUUAACAGAAUGGGCAUUGCUUUUGAAAACAGAACUGGAGUUUGUGUGCAGCUUGUAACCUGCUCUCCUGAUUGCUCCCUAUUAUUUUGGGAUCUUCGAGCCCCCAAAACUACUAUUCAGAAUUCAACUGAGAAGGCAAAAGAUGAGAAGGCUAUUGAGGCUCCCCCUGAUGUGCCGACUACUUUUAAACAUCUGGAUCUCUCCUGGAGACCUCUCAUUAAGGCAAACCUAUCCAAGAGCGAAACAAGUGGAGACUAUAGUCCUACUAAAAUUAGCCUAGUGGAAGAGCAUUUCCAUUACAAAAUGCAAGAUAAGAUGCAAUACCAAAUCAAACCAGAAAUGUUUGGAGACGAAAAUCCUUAUAAGCAGUUAAGGGUCCCUUCAGCCAAACCUCUUAAGAUACUGGAGAAUAUCGCCACCAACUUUUUUGUUGGAACUGAAGAUGGUGAAGUUAUUUAUUCCGACUGGAAGAUGGAAAGAGAGAGCGACUCAGGAAGGCUGAUUAGUCAGAAACCAGCUAACAAAUACACCAUCCAUGAUGGAAUUGUCCAUACUAUACAAAGAUCUCCAUUUUUCAAAGACAUCAUUCUUAGUGUUGGAGGCUGGAAUUUUGCCAUAUGGAAAGAAGGUGUUACAAGCGGCCCAAUCCUUCAAUCAUGCUGCUCAUCAAAAAGAUAUACUGUAGGACAUUGGUCCUUAUCAAGAGCAGGAGUUUUCUUCAUUGGUAGAGAAGAUGGAAAUAUUGAUAUUUGGGACCUACUGGAGAAAACACAUGAGCCAUCCCAGACCCAGAACAUCUCUAUAUCAAUGAUCACCUGCAUCAAACCCUGGAUUGUCUCUUCAAAGCAGCACUUUUUAGCCAUAUCUGACGACUUUGGAACACUGCAUGUUUUAGAAAUCUCUUGGACAUUAAGUCACCCUUCCAGUAAUGAGCGUGCCAGUGUUCUUCAUUACUUUGAGAGAGAGGUCAAACAUCUGGAUUAUUUUGAACAGCGGCAAGAAUUCCGAGCCAAAGAAAGAAAGGAAUUGGAGCUGGAGAAACAGAGGAAGAAGACAAAAGUGGCUGGUGGACAGAAAUCAAGAGAACAAAUGGAGGAGCAGAUGAAUAUAAAUUAUGUCGAUUUUCUGGAUGAAGAGAAGAAGAUCCUGACAGGACUUGGGCUAUUGAAAGCAACAGAUAGAUUUGCCUAG
Molecule: messenger RNA, 2727 nt
Organism: Emys orbicularis (European pond turtle)
Lineage: Eukaryota; Metazoa; Chordata; Testudines; Emydidae
Gene: DNAI3
Product: dynein axonemal intermediate chain 3
Exons: 22
Coding region: 1-2727 (908 amino acids)
Biological process (GO): cilium movement involved in cell motility; inner dynein arm assembly
Cellular component (GO): inner dynein arm
Molecular function (GO): dynein light chain binding; dynein heavy chain binding
Source: RefSeq, a predicted model, not a curated record